AUGACAGCAAAUAGACCUGCCACUGCUGCCACUCCUGGCGUUGCUUCUGGAACGGGUAGAACUGCUACUGCUGGUACUGUUGGCGCUGCUAGAACGGCUAGACUUACCACUACUGCUACUGCUGGUGCUGCUAGAACGACUAGACCUACAAUUACUGCUACUGCUGGUGCUGCUAGAACGGCUAGACCUACAAUUACUGCUACUGCUGGUACUGUUGGUGCUGUUAGAACGGCUAGAACUGCAACUACCGCUAUUGUCGGUCUUCUUGAAAAAAACAGAGCUAAAAAAAGAAGGAGGAAAUUGAGAAAACUAAGACAACCUCGAGUAGCACCAUCAACAAAAAGAGUCAAAAUUGAUGAUGAAUUUAACGAGGAUGUAUUCAAAUACAUUAGUCCGAUUUCACUCAUCGAAUCAAUUGAUUUGAAACUCAAGCCUGAAAGAUAUCCAAGAUUCAUGUUUAAAAAUCAGAAAAAAGCAAAUACUUGGUCUUGUCAACUUAAAUUUCUCAAGAAAAAAUGGGUAUCUGAUAAUAAACCAGGCAAACAACCGGCGAAAAUCGAUGUUUGUAAAAAGGCAAUAAUGGAACUAUAUAAAGAUACGCCAGAGCUUUGUGUUGAUGUCAGAAAUGAGAUGCUUAAAUUGAAUGAUCGAGAAACAGAUACUAUGGUCACCUUAUUUAAAAAUAGUCAAUAA
Molecule: messenger RNA, 693 nt
Organism: Entrophospora sp. SA101
Lineage: Eukaryota; Fungi; Glomeromycota; Glomeromycetes; Entrophosporales; Entrophosporaceae
Source: the annotation of a GenBank genome assembly